UGCAGCCAACAAGGUAUAGACUCAUUGAUAAGAAAACUCAAAAAUGUCACCCAUAUAAAAAGGUACACAAGACCAACAUCUUUUUUACAUUCGAAAGCCUUAACUUUUGAUCUGCACAUAGAAGAAAGAAUUCAAAACCUAAAGCAACAGAGAUAUGGCAAUGAGGCGACAAUCUGGGGUUACUACAGCCACUCCACCACAAGCUGUUCGUCCCGUAUAUGAGGAUUUCCAGCCAAAAUACGAACAGAAGCAAGAAGCAACAGAACAUAUUAUACAAGUUCAUCUUCCUGGUUUUGUGAAGGAGAGAAUAAAAAUCAGAUACGUGAACUCCUCUCGUACGCUAAGGAUUCAGGGAGAGCGGCCUCGUCAAGACAAUAGAUGGAGCCGUUUCAACCAAACUUUCUCAGUUCCAGAAAAUUGCGACGUCGACAAAAUUCAAGGAAGGUUUCUAAGUGGGAUUCUCACCAUUACAAUGCCCAAGAUAGCAAGAGUUGGUCCUGCUGCAGAAGACAAAACGGCAAAAGCAGCUCCAAGCCUUCCAAAGUCUACUCCUCAACCAAAGCUUCCAGAGGUUCCAGAGCAGAUUCCUCCUACGCCUGCUGCUUCAACUUCUGGGGUUGAAAAACCAAUGGAGGAGAAGAUCGCUCGAACUCCGAGUCUCAAGAGGGCUGCCACCGAGCCAAAAGUGGAAAAGGGUUUGGAAGAUAUUCCCCCAGAGGCAGCUACAACUGCCAUUAACGAAAGACAAAGGGUUGUGGAGAGUAGCCAAUCUCAGAGUCCACCGGGAGCCACGGCCACCACCGAGCCGAAAGCACAGAUGGGUCAAGACUUAGCUCCCCAAAAAGCUGCUUUAACCACAGAUACUCUGAAGCUAAUGGACAAAACAAGUAUGGAGUCAAGCGCUAAGCAGGUUGAUCAGAAGUCCAUUCCAAAGAAAGAUGUACUGAUUGAGGGAAAUGCGAAGGCUGGAGAAACAAAAGAACCUGAGAAAAUUGUGGAAAGUAGAAUGGUUAAGGGAAGGGAGAGUGGCGAGAAAAGCAGAGACUCUGUCAUGCCUGAAACCACUGCGCCAAAGAUUGCACAGACCGGAAAGGAGAAGAAAGAGAGACCUUCUGGUGUUAAGAAAGAGAAGCCCAAGGAGGAUUUCAGUUCUGAGAUAGGGAUGGGACUGAAGAAUAUGAUGGGUUCUGCUAAGCAUAGAGUGAAUGAUCUAGCCAAGAGGAUGAAUGAAGACGACAGGAAGAUGCUGGUAAAUAUAGGUGCAGCAGUGGUCGUGCUUGUGGCACUUGGAGCUUAUGUCUCCUACAGCUAUGGCUCCUCUGGAAAAUCCGAAAAGUAGUUCUAAUGUUAAUUUCUACAUGUUAACAAAAGCUUGAAGUUGUAAUCAUAAACAAUCUAUGAAUUCCAUUAUGCGGAAUAUAUACAGUAGGCAUGGACUCAUGUGAAAUACAACGAUAAAAUUUGAGACAUUCUGCACCUAAUCGUGUUCAA
Juglans microcarpa x Juglans regia is the source of this 1491-nucleotide messenger RNA. Its product is annotated as protein RESTRICTED TEV MOVEMENT 2-like. Bases 155 to 1339 code for a protein of 394 amino acids. Lineage: Eukaryota; Viridiplantae; Streptophyta; Magnoliopsida; Fagales; Juglandaceae. The transcript is spliced from 2 exons. The record is from RefSeq and is a predicted model, not a curated record.